This is a messenger RNA of Spinacia oleracea (spinach), 2086 nucleotides long. RefSeq lists its product as uncharacterized. The coding region runs from base 156 to 1667 and encodes 503 amino acids. Lineage: Eukaryota; Viridiplantae; Streptophyta; Magnoliopsida; Caryophyllales; Amaranthaceae. The transcript has 5 exons. The record is from RefSeq and is a predicted model, not a curated record.
AUAACGUCAUUUAAAAUUCUGUGAAUCCGCCUACUCUUUCUCUUUUCUCUCUCUCUCUUUCUCUCUCUGUUCUUUUUGUGUUUAUCAUCAAACCACCAUUAUCAACAACAACGUCUUCUUCUUCUUCAAAUUAUCUCUCCUGAUUAGUUAUAAUUAUGGUUUCAACAAAGAAGCAGAAAAAAAUCAAAUCUUCUUCUCUAGAUCACCAAAAAUGGGAAGUAAUUUUCAAUACCCUAAAACAAAUGCUAAAAAAACAAGUGUCACAGCUCGAUUCUCUCAUUGAAGAUCGCCAAAUUCUACAAGAACGGAUACGAAUUCAGCAUCAGCGUUGGAAAUCCGAAGUUCGUAUGUUAGAAGAUAUCAUUUCUGAAAAUCAGAGACAAUUGUCGAUGUGUGAAUUGGAGAAAUUUGUUGAAAUUUCUAAGGCGGAUUUGCUGUUGAGUUACCAGAAAAGAGACGCGUUGGUUAAUACGCGUAAAUUAGAACAUACUUUAAGUGAAUUGGAUGAUUUUAAAGCCUGGUAUAACAUUCUGUCUCACAGAUGUCCCGAUGAAGAGGGUAUGUCUCCCGAUAAGGUAUAUGAAAGUCUAAAAGCAAGAGGGGGUGAACAUAUCAACUCAACGUCAAGGGAGGAAUCGAAGCACCAUUCUACGCUUGAAAAGGAAGUGGCAAUGCUAAAACGUGAAUACAAGAAGCUCUCUGUGAAGCACACAUCUGAUUUGUAUGCCCUUCAGAAUGAAAAAGAUUUUGUCUGGAAUCAAUACAAAAUGUUGGAAGGUCAACUAAAUAACAAGAACGAUGAAAUCAAUCAAGCAAAUGAGAGGAUCACUAAUCUUGUGAAGAAUAUGGAACAAUUGCAGUCAGCAAACAUAGAAAAGGAUGAGACACUCACAACUCUAAGGGCCAACACCACUGAGUUAGAGGCUGCAGUGAAGAAAAAAGAUAGAGAUAUCUCCAGACUCUCAAAAGAAAUUGAGUUGUUAAGAUCCAAAGUCACUGACGGCGUACCUUUGGUAAAUAAUAGCUCGACUGAACUUUCAUCUUCUGGGGUGAAAACUAGAAAAACCAGCAGAAGAAAAGCAAGUGUUCCUAUGGUGGAAGAAACAACUUCUGAGCAGCUACGAGCAACAAUUUCAAGUUUGAGAGCAAGGCUCAGUGAGUUAGAAGCAAAGGGAAACCAAAAAAGUGCACAAAUUUCCAAACUAUUAAAGGAAUCAAAGUUGCUAAUAUCAAAAACCUCUGUUGAUACGCCUGUGUUAAAACACUGCAUGAAUGAACAAUCCUCUUCCAGAUCAAGAGGCAGAGGUAAUGGCAGGAAAGGAAGAACUGCUACCGUGGAUGAAGAAACAUCAUUUAUGCAGCCAGAGGCUACAAUUGCUUCUUUAAAAGCAAAAAUUAGUGAGAUGGAGGACCAGGGAAACAAAAAAGAUGAAGAAAUUUCUGCACUUUCUAAGGAAUUAACGUUGUUGAGAUCUAAAAGCGCUGCUGAUACACCUGUUUUAAAACCUUGCACAAAUCGACAAUCAUCUUCCAGGUCGAGAGGCAGAACAAAUGGCAAGUACAGAGAAGAGAGUGCAGCUUUAAAGGAAGUGGCCGCCGAGCAAGUGAGUGGACCUAAAUGGGUGGUACACAGUCCAAAAGAAAACGAGAUGAUGUUGUCAGUAUAAAGGAAACACCAAAGCUAUUCACAUCCAAGUUUAAGAUCCCGAAACUGAGGAUCCAAUCUCCACGUGGGAGAUGACAUUUCCUUGCCGACUCGCAUGUUUCUUGAGGAAAGGAGCAAUCUGUGCAGAUAUCUAUCAGGUUUAUUUCUUUGGUUGUGGGCAGAGCAUCUUCAUGUAAUUUAGAGGGAAUUUUUUUUAUUUAGCCAUAAAGUAAUUUGUCUUAUUUUCUACCACUGAGUAAGAUUAUUUUACUCAUAGGUAAAUUUAGAUCAGAGCUGUAAAUUCUUGUCAAAGCUUGGCGCCGCUGCUGUUGUACCAACUAGCCACAACAGUUAUAAACUGUAAAUUGUUUCAUCAGUAUAGUGCAACUUUUGUCCAGUUAUUGCAAAAUAUAGUAGCUGCAAUAAAUUCUGCAUCCAAAA